Molecule: messenger RNA, 981 nt
Organism: Yamadazyma jaroonii
Lineage: Eukaryota; Fungi; Ascomycota; Pichiomycetes; Serinales; Debaryomycetaceae
Source: the annotation of a GenBank genome assembly
AUGGUUGAUUUAUCAGGAUUUAAAAAAGCCGACUUAGUUGAUGCUUGUAGUAAAGUAGGUGUUAACACCAACACCAAAGAUACUAAAAAAUCUUUGGUCGAAAAGAUCGAAAAAUAUAUCGAAGAAAAUGGUGACGAAGGAUUAGCUACCAUUGAAGAAAUCUUGGACGUUGAAGAAGUCGAAGAUGAUGAUGAUGAAGAAGCUGCUGAAGAAGUUACCUUAAUUGAAGAAGGUGAAAUCAAAGAAGAUGAAGAUGAAGAAUUCAAAGGACCUCCAGUUGAUUUAAAAGCAAUGAUUGUUGAUCCUAUAUUAGAUUUUACUGAACCUUAUUAUGCUCAAUUAUUAGAUCAUUAUGAUGAAUUAUCAUUAAAAAUUAAUGAAUUCAAUGAAGAUAUCAGAAAUAACUUAUCAACUAUCGUUUCAUUGAAUUAUUUAUUAUUAAUUUUCGAAGUUGCUAUCUUUUCUUAUACUUAUAUUCCAUUGAAAAGUAUCAAAUCCAAUUAUUCAAUUCAUCCUUUGAUUAAAUCUAACUUACCUGAAUACGUUUUAGAUUCAAGUAUCGUUUUACCAGAUUUAACUUACAUUUUAAACUUUAAAGUAUUAUCAGUUUUUAUUAACUGGAUUAUUUACUCAGUUGCUAUUCCUUUAGCUGGUAGUUUCUACUUAAACUUCACCAGAAGAACUGUUACUUUCUAUGACGAUGAUGAUGAAGAAGAUUUUGAAAUUCCAGUUAGAAUUUAUGAAUACGACCCAUUUGUUUUCAACAUCUUAAAAGUUUUGAUCUUUUACUUAAUUAGUUUACCUUCAUCCAAAUUAUUCUUCACUAGUUCAUUUGGUGGAUUCUUCAAAGUCUUUGCUGAUCAACUCCUAAUUCAAUUCGGUUUCUACAAAGAAUUUACUAUCGUUUUAGGUAACUUGCCAAUUAUUUUUGGUUUAGCCAAUUUAGUUAUUGGUAUUUAUUCUCAAUUUGAAGAAUAUUAA